Messenger RNA from Diaporthe amygdali, 903 nucleotides. RefSeq lists its product as uncharacterized. The record is from RefSeq and is a predicted model, not a curated record. The transcript has a single exon. Bases 1 to 903 code for a protein of 300 amino acids. Lineage: Eukaryota; Fungi; Ascomycota; Sordariomycetes; Diaporthales; Diaporthaceae.
AUGGCCGGCGGAAAGCCUGACGACAGCAUCCCCUCUGACCUUGUUAAAAUCGGCUCCUUCACGGAUCCUCACCCCGCCAUCACGGCUGCCUUGACGAUGGCUUCCCCCACGGACAACCAGCCCAACAGCAACAACUCCGACCCUCCUCCACCCCUGCCCGCGCAGCUCGACCAGCCCACCCCAGCCGAAGACCUCGCCCUCGACAAUUGGAUCAAGCGCAACCCCGCCUACCUCUCCGCCAUCCCCUGGCACAAGUACGCCAACCUGCCCGUCCUGGCCUGGCUCUGGGGCUACGCCGACUGCGAGUUCCGCAACGAGUGCAUCUCGACCUACAUGUUCUACACGCGCGCUACCGGCCGCAAGCUGACAGAGGACGAGCGCGACGCGGUGCUCGAGCCCGUGACGCGCUCGUCGGCCGCCGCGAGCUACGACCGCCCCAUCGCGCUCGGCCUGGGCUCGUGGCUGACGGCGCGCAGCUGGAGCAAGAGCGGGGUCAAGGAGGCCUUCCGGAGGGCGGCCGAGGCAGCUGCGGCUGCGCCAACCGCCAUGGGCGGCGGGCUGGGUACCGGCAGAGUCGGCGCGGACGGCCACAUCACGCACUUCUCGACGCCUCAGCAGCACGCGGGCACCACGGGUCGGUUCGGCUUCGGCACGGGAGGCAUCAACAGAGGCAAGGCCUUUGGUCAGCUCCUCAGAAGGGCUGGCAGGGCGUCGGUGCCCGGCAUGCUGUGCUUCGUGGGCCUCCAGGUGCUCAGCGAGCCCUACCGGAUGUACCUGAGCGACAACGAGAGCUGGUCCAUGCACCAGGACAUCCGCCUCAUGCACCUGGCUGAGGACAUGGACAAGAACCUGUCCAAGAGGGUCGGUGAUAUAGAAGAUCUCCUUCGCCGCAGGGGCUUUUAG